GAUGAUAGUAUCAUAGUAUAGAUACAUCACUGACAGGAGCGAAAUUUAACUGAUGUGAAUUCUUAGAACCGUUGUGUGUUCUCUUCGAAUUGAGGCUCUUCAUUCGAUCAGGUAGUGUUGACUGGUGCAUCGGGUGGAGUUGGCCAGGCUGUGCUCACGGAACUACUGGGGAGCCAGAGCCGAGUUCAUCCACGUAGAAUUCACGCGUGGGACACUCGAGCUCACUCAAGGAAAGAAGAUUCCGUGGAGCUAAUGAGUGCCAACAAUAAGAUAUAUUACAGCCAGAUUGACGUUACUAAUGAGGACGAAGUGAAAGCGGGAGUCAAAGCUGUGGUGGACUCGGGAGCUAAACGGGUCAUAGUAAUCUGCAAUGCUGGUAUACUCAAUGCAGGCCCCACAGAGGACAUUUCUCAUACCAACUUUAUGCAAACUUUAGAUGUGAAUGUAGCGUCGCAUCAGCUCCUCUUUUCCCUAUUCCUGCACGAGUCAAUUUCCGAUGCCAAUACGCUCAACUUGAUUUCAUUCGUUUCCAUCUCGAGUGCCAUGGCAUUCUCAGCUAGUGCUUUCCUUUCGGCCUACUGUGCUUCUAAAGCAGCAUUAUUAACUUUGCAUCAGUGUAUGAGGUUGGAGAACCGUCAACAGAAACAACCAGUGAGGUUCUCUGUAGUGUGCCCGUUCCUUGUUAAAGAUAGCCCUAUGUUCGAUGGUGCCUUUGCAUAUCCUACUUUACCAGAGAAAUUAGUACUGUUCUUGUGUCCACCGUUGGAAUGUAGCUACGUCGCGAAGGCCGUCAUUAACGAGGCUAUCAUCAACGGCAAGGAGGUUUUAUGUCUCCCGCGAUGGCCUCUGGCUUUCGCGUUGUUGAUGUCGGCCUUGCUACCUACUGAGAUUUACGACUGGAUAACAGCGAUCUCAGGGGGCCAAGUUGGUAUGGUCGGCGUUAUGGCUAAGGCUGAGGUCCACAAGGGAGAGGUGGACAAGAAGGACGACUAGUGCGCGAGUUUAGUGAAGACAGGGUUUCUCUAC
Perkinsus marinus ATCC 50983 is the source of this 1026-nucleotide messenger RNA. Its product is annotated as short-chain dehydrogenase, putative. Bases 253 to 993 code for a protein of 246 amino acids. The record is from RefSeq and is a predicted model, not a curated record. The transcript has 7 exons. Gene Ontology annotation, molecular function: oxidoreductase activity, acting on the CH-OH group of donors, NAD or NADP as acceptor. Lineage: Eukaryota; Perkinsozoa; Perkinsida; Perkinsidae.